AUGGCUUCUGCCGUGUGGGCUGGUGUUACAGAUGUCAACAGCACACAUCGGAUCGCUGACAUCGAAGAUGCCAACGCUACAGUCAGGUCUGAGCUGGAGAGGAUAGGCUACCUGGGCGCGAUAUCUGCGCACUACACCGCAACGCCUAUGGCGGCUCAUUUUGAGCUUCAUAUCGAGCAAGGGCCCAUUCUGGAGGCAUCCAACCAACGCAUCGGUGCUGUCCAGGGAGUCCAGGCCAGCAAAUGGUUCACCAUCACCGUUGGGGGCCGAGACAGCCAUACCGGAGCCACUAACUUUGAGAACCGAUCCGAUGCUCUAUUGGCCAGUGCGCAAAUGAUCCUGCGGUCACAUCAAGUCGCUACCGAGUUCAAGUCGUUGGCAUCCACUGGCCUCCUCUCCCUGGAGCCCGGAAGCACUAAUACCGUUCCCGGGGUCGUUACCUUCUCACUGGACCUGCGAUCCAGUGAGGAUGAGAAUAUUAACGAAAUGGAAGAGAUUCUUCGAAGGGAUUUUGAGAGCAUUGCCAAGGGCGAGAGCGUUGGAACAGUCACUGCGGGAUGCACUCGUGGUCGUGGUUGCACCGUCUCUUGGAAGGUCGACUCAGAUGCAAAGGUUGCCAACUUUGACAAGGACUGCGGUAUCACUGACGAGGAGGAUGUAUAG
Colletotrichum fioriniae is the source of this 663-nucleotide messenger RNA. NCBI's taxonomy places the organism in Eukaryota, Fungi, Ascomycota, Sordariomycetes, Glomerellales, Glomerellaceae. The record is from RefSeq and is a predicted model, not a curated record.